This is a messenger RNA of Spirometra erinaceieuropaei, 6512 nucleotides long. The record is from the annotation of a GenBank genome assembly. Lineage: Eukaryota; Metazoa; Platyhelminthes; Cestoda; Diphyllobothriidea; Diphyllobothriidae.
AUGCCCUCCAGGUUUGACGUGCAGAAUGGUCCCUCUUGUUUGCAGUACCUCCUGUUUCGUAUUUCUCCGAAGCCUCAAAGUUUAUUGUUGCCAAAACACCACUUGUUUUUAACAGACUUGUUUUAACUUUCUGAGUGCUUGAAAAUUUUGUGACAGGCUGUAGUUGUACCAUGUGCAUGCACAGUAACCCUGCAAAAUGGGUUCAUUGUAAUGAAGCACAGACACGUAAAACAUUUGAUUCUUUAUCAAAAACGCGAUUUACAAGUCGUUUUAUGUGUACUGUUAGUAAUGGGAAGUGAGCUGCAAUUCCUAGUAGGACUGAUUAGCUACCUGAUGCACUCUUUUCUCGGAAAUCUCGCGAUUGAGCUAUCUUGUCAUUUGGUUGGAUGGCAAGUUUGUCGAUUAUUCGCAAUCGCUGACAAGCAUGCUUGACAUAUGAAGGAUCCUACCCGCAUACUCGUCGCUAUUGUUGCGUGCGUAUCGCUGCGUCCUGUGCUUUCAAGUACUCUCGGCUUCUCUCUUUUAUAUCCUUAUUUGAUUCAGUAACCCACUUGUUGUUAUGUUUGAAGUGUCUAGGUACGGUCUCGGAUGUUUUUUAUCACAAGAGUCCUUGUUUCACUUUGUUCAAAAUAGUAACACAAAAGGACUUCAUAAUCGAAGCGCUUAUGAAUAAAGUAUUGUGAAUGGAAUUUGGAAAUGUGUCAUUGAGGAUGUAAAUUGCAAGUGAGGAAAUCUUAGAGCACUUGUUCGAAUCUUUAGAAUGCCCUUGUCGUAUCGAAAGCAGGCCGAUAUCUUUUAUAACAGCCUCACAACCAAAAGGUUAGAAUCAAAGUCGCCCCUGCUACACGUGAAUGCGUCGUGUAUGACUGACUUCCCGGGUAAGUUUUGUGGGACCUCAUACGGGAAUAAAUAAAACAGGGUUUUGAUGGUGGAAAUCGCGGCCAAAAUCAGCAUGUGGAGGGUGUACUCUGAAUUUACCCCAAUAAUCCCAUGUACCAGGUCCACUAAAUAUCAGCCAUAAACCCAGACUUUCAUCUUAUCUUAACUGCAGUCCGUAGGUUUGGCUCUUAACGUACUCGUAGGUAGUAGGAUUACCGUGAAUUUCUGCCAACUUUUGCUGAUAUCUAUGCAAAACUGUUUGUUAUUCCUUCCUGAAAUAAGACCCAUGUAGUUUAAUAUUUACUCAGCUGCUACUAACAAACUGAAUUCUGCAAUAAUUUACCGUACUAACAACACAGGUAUUAGCUAAAAGCCCAGACACGCGUGUUUCGCCGAUCUUGUGCCGCUGCCUGACGCAGCUGCGAGCAAGGCAAACUGAAUUCUGUGUGAUUUUGCCUCCGUAUGGCGAAUCCGUUCGUAUAUAUCUUUUUUUAAAAUCUUUAUAAUGCAUGGGCCCUCGUGACAGAUAUGCGCUUUGAAGUUGCGAGAUCCAGUGAGGUUACUGGUACGCUGCUCGAUAAAUUUAGGGCCAUUUGAUUGAACGUCGCUAUCCAAGUCUUAUUUGGGUGUUGAUCACAGUGCAUCGAGUACGUUUCAUACAUCAUUUAGAACAUUUUGUUGAUUGGCUGGCAACUAUGUGAGGAAUACAAAGCAGUCCUUGGAGUCAGGUAAAAGUGAGCAUAUUUAGAGCAUAUUUAUUCCAUCUUCGCUUUCAUUUCGAGGUACGAAAGAAUUUAUCCAACAAUUCCCUUAUGUGUAAACGUUUGGUACUAUUCAGGUUAAUCAAGCACAUAUUUUGGACCCGGGCUAUAUACUUAAAUAACUUGUCUCAUCAUGCGUUCUACUGGUUCGAUUAAUUUUAUGAUUGUCUGGUGAAGUGAGUAUGUUUGUAUGUUUGCCGUUCGUGCACUGAAAUACCGCAGUUGUUUCCCAUUAUUCUCUUCGGAUACUGGUAGAGAAGUGAGGGUCUUUGCCUUCGUCAUGCGUAAUGAUAUGUUGUUCACGCGAUUUGCUGAAAGCAACCUACUCAGACUUGCGGAAACGUAGAAUUUCCGGAAUACAACUGCAGUUAUCUUUCUGGACUUUGCUUUAUGUCAUUUACCCUAUUUUUUAGCUCCCACUGGUCGUCUCGGAGGCGGAGUCGGUCACGGUCACGGUGCGUCUGACUUUCAUCCCGAAGUAUAGUUUCGAAUGAAACAUCUUCGUAAAUCAUUCUACCAGCAUGUGAUCCUCACGCUUGUGGCUUUUACCUUUACAGUUACUAUGACACAUUCGAAACUGAUUGUUCACUGCGCCCAUGCACAGCCCCCCCCCUUGCCGAGGAGCAUCAAAUAUCCUCUAGAUAGCAGUUUCACCUCGGCCGUUCUCUAUGCACUUUGCUGUGCGUGUGCCUUAGUGUUUCUAAUCGACACCAACUGACCCAGCUCCCUGCAUUUCUUGCAUUACCCCGUCCACUGCUACCUGGGCGCGUCUUAUAAAAGCCAUUACAUGAGCAUUCCAUUCACUAGCCGACCGCCAAAUAAAAUUGCAGGGAAGAGGAACCCAGGAGAGCAGGGUGUGUCCAGUGACGUAUGUGCUGCCUAAGAAAAUAAGCAAGCAGCCGUGUUACCGGGCGUGCAUAGUUGAGGUAUUGCACACCAAUUACCUUGUUUGAUGCAUGCGCUUGAGUCGUAGUAUGAAUUUUGCCUCUAUAAAGUCAAAUUCCUAAAUCUGUUGUCUUAUCCUAUGGAUGGUUUUUCAGCGAAAGGUUGUAUAAAGGUAAUGUCCAGGAAGAAAUCAACUGUCAAACCUUAAGUCCGCUUAUUUUGUUCGAUCAUCUUGAUUGUGGGAGCAUAAGGACAAGGGAUGAGUUUGUGACGCUUGUAUAGCUCGGCUGCAGCUGCUUUUGUUGCGGAACACAUUGUCUUCAGGCAGUCAGUAGGAGAGCUGGACCUGUAGCCGGAUUUGAUCUUAGGUGUUGCGAACCGCUAAACAUUUGGGACACACUUCCCUGCUGGAGUAACGGCAAAAAACUGAUAAAGUCGCCGGCUAUACUCAGUUCUGCUCAGGAACGAUAGAGCGUGACCAUUGCUUUAAGCAGGCGGUCCCCGUCGUUUCAUUUGAACUAUUUCUCUAUAAAUGGGUAUCUUGGUUUCUGUAACAUCAGUUGCAGGAAUAGCUUGAUCGUCAGAAUAGGUCUUAGGACUGUCUCGUUUUCGCUCGUUGUGUUAUGUUAGCACCAGAGCUGUCAUGUGGUUAUACGGGCAGCGUCUGAGGGUGGUCCUGACCAGAGGUCUUGACCAGAUUCUUAGCAGGGUGGACUGGCUUGCCAGCAACUGUCCCUCACAUCAAGGCGGGUUCUUGAUAGAGCAUCAGUUGGGUUAGGAAGCUGGUGGUAACCUUUGGCCUAUUGGAGAAGACUCCUGCAGGCAAAGUCACUAUGGAGUCAGGCCGACUAGCGCAGUUUGCUAAUUAGGGCAGCAAUCUUUCCCAUUGCUCUGAUAACCUACUUUUGUCCGACAAAAACGGGAAUUAUCAUAGGAAGUGCGUUCGCCGAUCGGGUUAGAGGGACAUCCUUGUCUCGUUGAACCUUGGGGCUCAGUCUUGAACCUUUGCCGGCGGUCGCAUAUCGACAGGUAGCAUGCAGGGAGUGAUUUUCGACAAAGACGAGGGAGAUUUGAAUGACCAUCUAUGGAUCACUAGCCAUUAUCAGCCAGCCACACCCAUCUUCGGGUUCGCAGGACCGGGGAUUCGAACCCCGGAUUUAUGGUCCUCUGGCGGUUACAGGUUGUUAGCUUUGUCGACUUUAAUGACCAAUGGUCCUGACUUCGAAUUUUACACGCUACCAACCUGGAGUUUUGGUGUGGCGGACUAAAAACGGCUGAUAAGUCACGAAUUGUCGUCCCAAUCCUCGUAGUCUUUGUCAGUACUCCUUGCAUACGUUACUUGUCGCCAUGGGGUUGCCUGGGCGAGCAGUACAUCGAACCCCACGGUUCGACGGGACGUGCACGUACCGUAAGCCGAUGGGUUAGUGCCAAUCCUGCGCCAGAUAAUAUUCUCGAUAGGAACCUAUAGGAUAGCGGGCCCGCGGCUCGAUGGUAGAGCGUCGCACUCCAACCGCUCAAUGGACACAGAUCUGGGCCUUCAAAUCCCUGGUCAUGCAACUCGGGAUUUUAGUAUGGUCAAUAAACCAGCGAUUGCCGUUCCAGUCCGCCUUGUUUCUCACUGUCUUUCUAAGAACGGAAAUUUUCUGCAGGGCGUCUGACCUACUGAGGACAAUUCUGCAGGAGUUGUUUUCAGACAAAUGGGUGAUCGUUGCUCGCGUCCCUGCAUUCGAAGACACAAUUCCGUAGAUGUCAGUUCUCUGUCCAAAAUCUCCACAGCCACACUUUUAUGGCACCAUAAUAACGUUCACAAAACAGCCUUGCUGCAUAAAAGUAUAGGUAAUGUUUUCUCCUGAGUCAACAUUCGCUAAAAGGUUUGAGGACCAUUCGGAUUUUGAAUGACGGGAACUGGUAGUAUCGUUGGCAUGCUCAUUUGGCUCAUACUUUUGAUAUAUUGACCCUUAAUACUUUUCGUCCAAGUCGAUAAUGGUAAUUGACAAAGAAUCGUCUGUGGCCUUGACUUAUGCAUUUCCUACAAGUCAAUUACUGAUAUGUAGGGCUUUUUGUGGUGAGGAACUAUGAUAGUAAGUCCUCCUGCCACCGCCCUCAUUUCACUGAUAUCACUUUUUUCUCCUUAGCUCGAGGGACCGUCACCCCAGACACCGCCAUCGCCAUCGUCGAAGGAGUCCGUCAUCUUCGCCGUAAGCGAAUUUGUAUUGCGCAUCUUGAGAAAGGACUGAAGCGUUGGUUUGUAACCAUGGAAAAUAGCAUAAUUAGUGCGCUUUUACCUCCUAAUGGAUGAACUAGCCGUCGAAGCCGCAAAUUUGACUACACAUCAUUUGGCAGUAACAAAACGCAUUAACAGUUUGGAAUAAAAAUAUGUAACUCGUGGUUUUUUGCACGGGGAUUCUUAUACUUUUUUACUACAAUAAUUCUUCGAACUCUUGCAUCCUUGCGCUACCUGGACAUUAGUUUACUACGCGUGCCCCUAGCUUUGAUACAACACUACUGCACAUGCAAAGGUUCUCUAGCAUUAAGGCCCUGAGUACCAGAUCUGGUGGAUAUAUUAGUGAGGUGUAUAGAUGAGACUCCAAGAUUUACGUAUUUGAGGUUAAGGUAUGGCCACCGACGUAUCAAAUAUGUCAAAAUGGCCGCUUCAUUUUCCAUGUUUGUCACAAAGUCGCCGUCUGUUAUUUGAACUCCGAAGAGUGAUGUCAACCACCACCACCACCACCACCACCACCACCACCACCACCACCGCCACCACCACGAUCGUAGAACUGCUUUCUAAAUCCAUUUUGUUUACGUCAUGAUCCGUUUUCCGUCAGCUUUAGUGUCGUCAGUUAGUUCCUAUUGUGUUUUCCUAUUUGUCCUACCUCUGUUUUUUUAGCGACUCUUCUCAGGAUAUUAAAAUCCAGCUAAAGUAAGUGGAUCCUAUUCUCUGAGCUUGUUUGUUGCUCCUUCUUCCUGCCUGUGUUAUUUAUCUAACAAGCCUUCAGUGAAAUUGGCUGUUACCCUUAGAUAUACCGUACUGAACUAAUUUUCCAAUAUUGGAAUCAUUCUCGGACUGUCAGUUAUCUUUUUUCCCAGCCUAUUAUGUGUAAUCUUCACCCGACAGAUACCCAGUCAUCAAAAGAGAAACCGCGGGGCUUAUUGUAGUCUCGGGUGAAGCUCAUCAGUUUACUCCCGUUUAGUACAAGGCUGGUAACUGAACCCAUAUUGUAUCGAAUGGUUUCAUGUAGAUGUAGUUAAGUAAGGCCUUCGGCACAAGUCCUGGUGAAUGAGUUUGACUUUAACCUGUAGUUAGUGACAUACUGGUUUUUUUUAUUGAGGCUUUUCUUGCGUGUUUGACGGGUGUAAGACCGCCAGUUAAGUAUUACAUAUUUGUUUUCCCUUUUUUUCGCAAAAUGAAUUAAUUUUAUGGGGAAAAAUUGGAGAAACAUUUGCUCCUUAUGUUAAAUUGAGGGAAAAUAAUCUUGGAAUUCAUUGUUUAAAAGAGCCUAACAUUUCAGGCUAAGAAGUUAUAAUUUGGGAAUUUGGACGUGCGCAGGAAUACCAGAAAAUCUGUCGGUCUUUCCAGAUAGAUUGUCGCAUUUUAUAAGAUUUUAAAUUUUCAGUGUUAAGAUAACAUAUCACUGUGUUUAUUGGUAAGAGACUGUUUCAUAUUAUCGACAUUGUCAAUCUCACUUGAGUAGCUUUUUUAUGCUAGAGGGCACACUCCUCUACGUUAUGCCUUCCCGGUACAUUUCAUAAAAUCCUUAAUUACGUACUUUUUACCGAUCCCCAACACACGGUUUCUUCCUCUGCAGACCGCUAGUACUGGCAUCUGACAAUGAAAAGCUUCGCAGCCAAGACAUUGCUCAGGUUGAGAGUGCGGGCUUUAUACAGACUGCUUUCUGCUCCUCCCGUAAUACGCCCCAGGUAGGUUUCGCAGCUGAGCUGCUUUUAUUUAUCUGCUAGGGUGGCAAUUUCGUCUUUGAUCAUGCAUAA